AUGGAUAACUCAGGUGCAGGUCAGCCAUACAUUAUUGGAAGAAAACUUCAAGUAGAAGCUAUACCCAAAAACAAUUCCUACUCUGGGAUUGAGAAUCCUCCUCAAAAUGUUGUUGAUAAAGUAGGAUCAGAGGACUCCAAUACCAAAAAUGCCAGCCCAAAGAAAUUGGAAAGUAUCCCGGAAGUUGUUAACAAAGACCUAGAUGGAAACCCCAGGGUUGCAAGUACAAGUCAAAAUGAUGCCAGCAGUGUAAGGGUAAUUAGUAGAGCCCUAGGAAGUAUUCAGGAAGCAGCUACUAAUGAGAGCCCAGAUGAAAGGCCUGGGGACACAAGUACAUGUCAGAGUGAUAUCGGUGGACCAACAGGAACCAAUGACCUGGAAGUUGUCAAUAUGAGCCCGGAUAGAAGGUUUGCAAACACAUAUAUGAGGCAGAAUGAUGCUAGCGGAGAAACGGGAAUCAGUGAUAAUGCCGGUGAAGCAGUGGGGUCCAUUGGCCAGAGAAGUAUCCAGGAAGUUGUCAAUGAUGGCUCAAACGAACGCGGUGCAGUUGCAGGUCAGAAUGGUGCCAGUGAAGCAAUGGAAGCCAUUUAUGCCAUGGAAAAUGCUGCUUGGGAAGUAGCUAGCGAGGAUUCAGAUGGAAGUGAUAAAGACAUGGCUCAGAAAAUACUUUCAUGCCCCCGUAAUAGUGAAUCAUUUACUCUUAACAGCAUAAUAAAAAAGGGUGAAGAUGUUUGA
Messenger RNA from Serpula lacrymans var. lacrymans S7.9, 735 nucleotides. RefSeq lists its product as uncharacterized. The transcript is spliced from 9 exons. The record is from RefSeq and is a predicted model, not a curated record. Bases 1 to 735 code for a protein of 244 amino acids. Lineage: Eukaryota; Fungi; Basidiomycota; Agaricomycetes; Boletales; Serpulaceae.